This is a messenger RNA of Phytophthora nicotianae INRA-310, 1435 nucleotides long. RefSeq lists its product as hypothetical. The record is from RefSeq and is a predicted model, not a curated record. The transcript has a single exon. Lineage: Eukaryota; Oomycota; Peronosporomycetes; Peronosporales; Peronosporaceae. The coding region runs from base 8 to 1288 and encodes 426 amino acids.
CUUUUGGAUGCUGUUUGGCAUCGAAGGUCUCCACAGAGCAGAGUGCUGCCAUUUUGCAAUUAGAACGCUACUCUCUGGAAGACAUCUCUGCGUCCCUGGUGCAAAUUCAACCACAAUGAAGCCGCAGGACUUGGCGCACUGUAUACCACCAAUGCUCGAACUGAGCGAGUCGGACGUGGUGUCGCUGCGAGAACUGGCCGAUACAUUGGUGACACACAACCUCCAAAGCUACAGAUCGCUGCAAGUGUCUUCGGAUGGCCACGCGGACGCCAGACGAUGGAAAGAGUUGCGUCGCAAAGACGACAUCAGAGUGUACAAGGAGCGGAGCGCUGCGUCCUGGUCGACGCUGCCGUGCCUCCCGUCACUGCUUCUUUUGGGUAAAGUGAUCGGUAAGCUCGAGGACGUCAUGUUCGUAGCUGCAGCAUCUACAGACGAGCAGAUGAAGCUCACGUCUAGGUGUAUACAAGACGGUGUGGUAGACAGCAAAGUAGUGAAGUCAAUCGUGCAGCCGACAGACGACCACCCGUUCCGUCACGUCGGCGUGAAGUGGAGACUCCGCGAUACACGGGACUACGUCUGUUUAGACGCAACGGGUAUCACCACCAGCUGCAACGGAGAGCAGCUUGGCUUCAGCAUCUCACACUCCGUCGCGUUCGCAAAGAUCCCGAGCUUGGGCAAGUUCGGAGUCGAGCGGGCGAAUAUGUCGGUGUGUUAUCUGUUCCUUCAAAAGACCCCGGAGAUUGUUGAGUGCUACGCACGAGGUUUCUUCGACUUCCGUAGCGAUAGCAAUGAGCUGUUUAGUAAUCUGUCCAUGAACGCGGUGGCUACACACUGGUUGAGCUUAUCUAAGUACGUCGAAUGCGCCGAGAUCAAGAAGAUCGUGUGGCGUCUGCGCAAGAACUCCGGCUUGCCGGUCAACGGGCCGAUGGCCAUUGAGCCAGUCAAAAUUACGACUCGGAGCGUUAAUACAGAAAACGACGCCAGCGGCUGUAGUGUCUGCAAGCGCAGCUACGGUUUCUCACUGCGACGGACGUGCAAGAUCUGUCAGUGUGGCGUCUGCUCUGGCUGCAGCGUCAAGAAGCUUGUGUGCGUCUUAGCGCCUGAUCGUCGCACUAUAUUAGACAAGAAGCGCACGUUUUGCACCACGUGCAUGUGCGAGGUGACUCGGAGCGACGCCGUGGCCAUCACGAGGGACGAGAUUCGUGAGCUGCAGAGACCAGAGCCACAGGAUGGCGAUUUAGAGUCCACUGAUGAGCGUAUUGCACGCUAUGACAAGACCUCCUGCUGAGCUCAACAUGCUACGUGUACCUCAACCGUAGCCCAGAAGGUUAAUAGAGUUACUGACAAUAAAUGGGCAUUUCAAUGAUUGAAAUACCCAGCGACGUCUACUUCGGACUCCAAAGUUCAGAGUUGAGUAUAAGCUCUUCUGCACGGU